CGUGUCCGGGGCCCUUGCGCCGGGGCGCGCGGGGCGUCGGGAGCGCGGCGCUCAGGUGGCUGCGGCGGCGGCGGCGGCGGCGGCGACAGCCACGGCGGAGGCGGUUGCUGCGCCCGGUACUGGGCUCGCUGCCUCAGGCGCAGGCGCCGUGGACUCAGCCCGCCCCAGGCCUCGGCUGGCUGUGCGCUCGUCAUGGCGACCCAGCAGAGGCCUUUCCACCUGGUGGUGUUCGGCGCCUCUGGCUUCACCGGCCAGUUCGUGACCGAGGAGGUGGCCCGGGAGCAGGUGGACCCGGCGCGGAACUCCCGGCUGCCGUGGGCAGUGGCGGGCCGCAGCCGGGAGAAGCUGCUGCGGGUGCUGGAGAGGGCGGCGCUGAAGCUGGGAAGACCAACACUAUCAUCUGAAGUUGGAAUAAUAGUUUGUGACAUCAACAAUCCAGCCUCACUGGAUGAAAUGGCUAAACAGGCAACAGUUGUCCUCAAUUGUGUAGGGCCAUAUCGAUUUUAUGGAGAACCGGUAGUAAAAGCAUGCAUUGAAAAUGGAACUAGCUGUAUUGAUAUCUCUGGAGAACCUCAGUUUCUGGAACUAAUGGCUUGGAAGUAUCAUGAAAAAGCUGCAGCAAAAGGAGUUUAUAUCAUUGGAAGCUGUGGCUUUGACUCCAUUCCAGCAGAUCUGGGAGUAAUAUAUACUAAAAAUAAAAUGAAUGGUACUUUGACUACUCUGGAAAGUUUCCUUACUAUACAAUCAGGACCUGAGGGGUUGUGCAUUCAUGAUGGGACCUGGAAAUCAGCAAUUUAUGGUUUCGGAGAUCAAAAUAAUUUGAAAAAACUACGAAAGGAAACAAAUUUGAAACCACUUCCAAUCCUUGGUCCAAAAUUGAAAAGAAGGUGGCCGAUUUCUUACUGUAGAGAACUCAACAGUUACUCUAUUCCUUUCUUGGGGGCGGAUGUAUCUGUUGUGAAGCGAACUCAGCGCUACUUACAUGAAAAUUUAGAGCAGUCACCUGUUCAGUAUGCUGCAUAUGUAACUGUGGGAGGUAUCACCUCUGUUAUUAAGUUGAUGUUUGCAGGACUUUUCUUUUUAUUCUUUGUGAAGUGUGGCAUUGGAAGACAACUUCUUAUCAAAUUUCCAUGGCUCUUCUCUUUUGGUUAUUUUUCAAAACAAGGUCCAACACAAAAACAGAUUGAUGCCUCAUCAUUUACAAUGACAUUCUUUGGUCAAGGAUUCAGUGAACCUGUUGCUAGCAAUAAGAGCAAACCAAAUCUGAAAAUUUGUACUCAGGUGAAAGGACCAGAGGCUGGCUAUGUGGCUACCCCCAUAGCCAUGGUUCAAGCAGCCAUGACCCUUCUAAAUGAUGUUGCUGAUCUCCCUAAAGCGGGCGGGGUCUUCACACCUGGAGCGGCUUUUGGCAGAACAAAGCUGAUUGACAGACUCAACCAACGCGGCAUUGAAUUUAGUGUCAUUAACAGCUCUGAAGUCUAAUCGUUUGGUUAGUUGAAGACAUGCAAUGCCUGAAUUAACAACCUUAUUUGAUAUUUAAAAUUCUCUGUAAGCCUGUUUGACUACACGUGGAAACAAUUAAUGUCAAGUCCACAGUGUGUACACAUUAAAAGCAGAAAAUUGUACUACAGUACCCUAAAUUUCAAAUCCUAGCUGAUUUUGUGAUUUUAUUGCUUGUGAGAGAAAACUAGUAUUUGAUUUUCUUUUUCAUUGACGAAUCUGUGGUCAGUUUUUAUGAGUGAACUAGCAGGUCAGCGGGUAUUGCUAAGAGGUUCCCUAAUGAAGUUCCCAGGCUGGCUUCCACAGUGGAAUGUGACUGCUACUUCUUGCUGUGUUAUUGAAUGGGAUCUCACUUUUCUGAUGAGUCUACAUAAUGUGUGGGUCCUUCCUAAAUGCAGCUGCAUUUUUUGCUAUUUUAGCUUAGUUUUUCAUCUAUUUACACUGACUGAUUUUGGACCAUUACCUCAGUUGAAUAAUAAAGGAUUGUCAACUGAACAGUGGCUUUUGUUUCGGGGCAUGCUUAGAUAUUUUGAGUAGUGAGAGAAAUCUGCUUCCUAAGUGGUCAGACCUGGUUUGCUGCUGUUGAUUGGGAUUCUCAUUCCCCUUUCCCUGGUUCUAUGCCUGUGGCUGAUUUUUCAAGUUGUAGCUUGUAAGUUUCUAUUGAUUUUUCACUUCCUAAGCAGAAUUUCACCCUUAAUUUACUUUUCAUGUUUUAACUAGGUUUUCCACUGAAGCCCUAAAGUGAGACAAAGGACUGUCCCUUUUGUAAUAAGCACAUAAUAAACUGCUCUGUGUGUUGGUCU
This is a messenger RNA of Erinaceus europaeus (western European hedgehog), 2303 nucleotides long. RefSeq names its product saccharopine dehydrogenase (putative) (gene SCCPDH). The transcript has 12 exons. Lineage: Eukaryota; Metazoa; Chordata; Mammalia; Eulipotyphla; Erinaceidae. The record is from RefSeq and is a predicted model, not a curated record. Gene Ontology annotation, cellular component: plasma membrane; mitochondrion; lipid droplet. Gene Ontology annotation, biological process: glycolipid biosynthetic process. The coding region runs from base 193 to 1482 and encodes 429 amino acids.